Messenger RNA from Linum tenue, 293 nucleotides. NCBI's taxonomy places the organism in Eukaryota, Viridiplantae, Streptophyta, Magnoliopsida, Malpighiales, Linaceae. The record is from the annotation of a GenBank genome assembly.
AGGCACCUGGUGGAUAUGUCAUUCGGAUUCCUGAGAGUUUUGAUGCUGCAUGGGAUGCUCUGCUAUCCCACAUGGUUCAUAUAGACAUGUACUCUCAGCCCUGGAGGACGUAUCCAUAUGAGACUACGAUCGACUAUCUUGACUGGUUCGUGGCGCACUCUCAUUGUAGAGUCCUACGGGAUGAUGGAGAUGCAGAUCGACUAGUUGACUCCGCAGUGCGUGCUCGAGACCUUUUGUACACGUUUGCACCUGCAGUUCGAGCAGCAGCAGGGACCGAGGAGGAGUUUCUUGAG